AGAAGCAGAGGGAGGGAGAGAGCGUCGGGCAUCUUAAAUUCUUAAUCUCAUAUCGUCAUCUUCUCGCUGCUGUAGCCGUGGCGAUGGGCUUGCAAUGCUUGUGCUUGGGCGGCACCGCCUUCCACACCCUGAAGCUAGCCGCAGUUCCAUCGUAUUCACCCUCGUCUUCCUCCAUUUUCCGGCCACUCUCCAGAGCCCUAUUUCAUGGUGGCCGCUGCCUCCUCCUCCCCCUCCACUCUCCCGUCAAACCCUCGUUUCCGCUUCUUUCCAGAGCUCUUUCCAUUUCUGCCGUCCAGUCCACUCUCAUCGAGGAAAAAGUUAUCAAACCUCAGUGGAAAGCGGCUAUAGAUUUCAAGUGGAUUCGGGAGAACAAAGUGGCUGUUGCGGCCAACAUUAAGAAGCGCAGUUCCAAUGCUAACUUGGAACUGGUUCUUGACCUCUACGACAGAUUGUUAAAUGUUCAGCAGGAAGUUCAAAGGCUUCGUACUGAAAGGAAUGUUGUCGCAAACAAGAUGAAAGGGAAGCUGGAACCCUCUGAGCGUCAGAAGCUAAUAGAAGAAGGUAAGAAUAUUAAGGAAGGACUUAUUACUUUGGAAGAAGACUUGCUCAAACUUGCCGAUGAACUUCAGCUGGAAGCACAGCGAAUACCAAAUAUGACCCAUCCAGAUGUUCCAAUGGGAGGGGAAGAUAGUUCUGUGCUAAGAAAGAUGGUUGGCAACCCCAGGGAGUUUGGCUUCCCUAUCAAAGAUCACCUUCAACUAGGGAAAGAUUUGGAUCUCUUUGAUUUUGACGCUGCUGCAGAGGUCAGUGGAUCCAAAUUCUACUACUUGAAGAAUGAAGCAGUUUUGCUAGAGAUGGCCCUUAUAAACUGGACAAUCUCGGAAGUCGUUAGAAGAGGCUUCACGCCCCUUACUACCCCAGAAAUUGUACGGUCUUCUGUCGUUGAAAAAUGUGGCUUCCAACCUCGUGGGGAAAAUACACAGGUUUAUUCUAUAGAAGGUAGCGAUCAAUGCCUUAUAGGCACUGCAGAGAUUCCAGUAGGAGGAAUUCAUAUGGAUUCCAUUCUAGCUGAGUCAUCCUUACCUUUGAAGUAUGUAGCUUUCUCCCAUUGCUUUCGUACUGAAGCUGGUGCUGCUGGCACAGCAACAAGGGGCCUUUAUCGAGUCCACCAGUUCAGUAAGGUGGAGAUGUUCAUCCUUUGCCAACCUGGGGAAAGUGGUUCUUACCAUGAAGAAUUAAUCAAAAUUGAAGAGGACCUCUACUCAUCAUUGGGCUUUCAUUUUAAAACACUAGAUAUGGCUUCUGGGGAUUUGGGUGCACCUGCUUAUCGGAAAUUUGAUGUUGAGGCAUGGAUGCCAGGCUUAGGGCGAUUUGGUGAGAUAUCAAGUGCAUCAAAUUGUACUGACUAUCAAAGUCGCCGACUAGGAAUCCGGUACCGUCCCGAAUCAUCAUCAACCAAUCUAAAGAAGGGUCCAACAGAGUUUGUGCACACAUUAAACGCCACAGCCUGUGCUGUUCCGCGCAUGAUUGUAUGCUUGCUUGAGAAUUUUCAACAAGAAGAUGGUUCGGUGGUUAUUCCUGAGCCUUUGAGGCCUUUUACAGGUGGGCUUGAGGUGAUCACUCCAAAGUCCAGAUAGGAAGAUGAAAUAUUGCAGGUUUUAUUCUGUAUUUUUGGUGCUGUGCUUCAUAUUUUCAGCAGAAUUUUUAGAAAAUGGCAAAAUCUUAGGUUGGAAGAAUCCAAACUUCCUUUCCAAUUUUGAGUUAACCAUCAAUGUUGUAUAUCAGUUAUCUACUCUAGAUCCUGUCUUUCUGUCAGUUCUAUUCCAUAUUUGAAAGGGCAGCCUUGUUUCAGUCA
Messenger RNA from Diospyros lotus (date-plum), 1855 nucleotides. RefSeq names its product serine--tRNA ligase, chloroplastic/mitochondrial. Lineage: Eukaryota; Viridiplantae; Streptophyta; Magnoliopsida; Ericales; Ebenaceae. Gene Ontology annotation, biological process: mitochondrial seryl-tRNA aminoacylation. The record is from RefSeq and is a predicted model, not a curated record. Gene Ontology annotation, molecular function: serine-tRNA ligase activity; tRNA binding; ATP binding. Gene Ontology annotation, cellular component: mitochondrion. The coding region runs from base 84 to 1637 and encodes 517 amino acids. The transcript is spliced from 10 exons.